Messenger RNA from Solenopsis invicta (red fire ant), 1694 nucleotides. Its product is annotated as chitinase-3-like protein 1. The record is from RefSeq and is a predicted model, not a curated record. Gene Ontology annotation, molecular function: chitin binding; chitinase activity. NCBI's taxonomy places the organism in Eukaryota, Metazoa, Arthropoda, Insecta, Hymenoptera, Formicidae. Gene Ontology annotation, biological process: carbohydrate metabolic process; chitin catabolic process. The coding region runs from base 93 to 1541 and encodes 482 amino acids. Gene Ontology annotation, cellular component: extracellular region. The transcript has 5 exons.
UUCUUUUAAUAGGGUAUAUAUAACGCGAGCGCGAAUAAAAUUUUGGUAUCACAGUGCCAAGGUCUAUCGAAGAAAUUGUUUAUAGUUAUAAGAUGAAUCAUUGGAUACUCGUAUUCGCAGCAUUAGCUGCUUUGGCUUCGGCUGGCGACACGGGAAAGAAGAUCGUAUGUUACUUCGGUAGCUGGGCCGUUUACCGACCCCCUGGUGGGAAAUUUGACAUCUCUUACAUUCCACCGCAUCUUUGCACCCAUCUGAUUUAUACCUUUGUUGGCAUUAGUACGGACGGCGAGGUCCGAGUUUUGGACUCGUGGCAAGAUCUUCCCGACAAUUGGGGUAAGGACGGUUUUGGCAGAUUCAAUAAGCUUCGUGAGCAGAGCCCAGAGACUAAAACUCUUAUCGCAAUUGGUGGAUGGAACGAGGGAUCCGCCAAAUAUUCGACUGUCGUCAGCAAUCCGACUACUCGUGCGAAAUUUGUCAAGAAUGUUGUAGAGUUUGUUAAGAAACACAAUUUCGAUGGUUUCGACCUCGAUUGGGAGUACCCAAAUCAACGUGGUGGAAAACCGGAGGACGUACAAAACUACGUACAACUGACUAAGGAACUCAGAACCGAAUUUGAUAAACAUGGACUGCUUCUUACGGCUGCCGUUGCUGCUGCCGAGUCUUCCGCCUCUCUGUCCUACGAUAUUUCUGCCAUGUCCAAAUAUCUUGACUUUAUCAACGUUAUGGCGUACGAUUUGCACGGUGCCUGGGAGAAAACAACUGGUCUCAAUGCUCCACUUUACUCGCGUAAGGGCGAAUCUGGAAACGAUCUUAAGCUUAAUGUCGAUGCAUGUGUAAGCUACUGGUUGGAUAAAGGUUGUCCACCUGAAAAAUUGAUUCUUGGAGUGCCAUUCUAUGGUAGAGCCUUCACUCUCGCUGAUAAGAAUCAGAACGGUCUUGGAGCCCCUACCACCGGACCUGCUACUGCUGGUCCGUACACACGCGAAGGUGGAAUGCUUGGAUACAACGAAAUUUGCGAAUUCCUUAAGCAAGGUGGUUGGACCGUUGUUCGUCAUGAAGAACAUCGUAUUCCAUAUGCUUAUAAGGGUGAUCAGUGGGUUGGAUACGAUGAUGUAACUUCUCUUACUGAGAAAACCGCUUACAUCAACUCCAAGGGUCUCGGUGGCGCGAUGUUGUGGAGUAUUGAGACUGACGACUUUUUCGGCAAUUGUGGUGAAAAAUAUCCUCUGUUAAAAACAUUGAAUGCUGGAUUGAGGGGAGGAGAACCGCCUAAACCAACAAAGCAACCUCCGCAAACAACGCAAGCACCGCAAACGACGCAAGCACCGCAAACGACGCAACCACCGGUUACUGCACCUCCCAAGGGUAUUUGCAAAAAAGAUGGUUACGUCCGCGAUGAAGAAGAUUGCAGCAUAUUUUAUCUGUGCCAAAAUGUCAACGGUGAUUACAUCAUACAAAAAUUCAAUUGUCCAAGUGGAUUAGCUUUCGAUACCACAAUCAACGGUUGCAAUUAUAAACAUCUCGUCCCUGGAUGCGAUUAAUGAAUGAUGAUUUACAACGUCGAUAAUAAUGUUAUACACUUCUACGACGCCAUUUUUUAUUUGUUAUACAGCGCAAAACAUAAUAAAUGUGCUUUUAUAUUUCAUUAUAUGCCUUUUGUAAGUUAAAUAUAAUCAAAUAUAAGCUUGAUUUGU